This is a messenger RNA of Iphiclides podalirius (scarce swallowtail), 240 nucleotides long. The record is from the annotation of a GenBank genome assembly. Lineage: Eukaryota; Metazoa; Arthropoda; Insecta; Lepidoptera; Papilionidae.
AUGACGGUCGGUUUCGGCUCGAUCGAGGCUAUUGUUAUUCACCUAUUGCGCAAAGAGGCAUCGCCGGUCGACCCGUAUGCGCUCUACGGACUAUGCUCCGUUUUUGUCCCGGUGAGGAACAAUGGCCGACGCAUUCCAUCGCAUCACCGUUAUCUGCUGACGGUAAUCGUCGAUACGCUGUCUCCCCUCGCCCCCUCUCCUCCCUACUGGCUGCCCCCCCGAUGGCGCGAUAAAUCAAAC